Messenger RNA from Lodderomyces pseudojiufengensis, 2334 nucleotides. It is a transcript of the gene VPS53, whose product is annotated as Vps53p. The transcript has a single exon. The record is from RefSeq and is a predicted model, not a curated record. Bases 1 to 2334 code for a protein of 777 amino acids. Lineage: Eukaryota; Fungi; Ascomycota; Pichiomycetes; Serinales; Debaryomycetaceae. Gene Ontology annotation, cellular component: GARP complex. Gene Ontology annotation, biological process: retrograde transport, endosome to Golgi.
AUGAAUUCAUAUGAUUAUGACCCUAAUACCCAUCUCAAUCAAAUUUUUGAUGCACCAGAUACAUUAAAUCAAAUACCACAAGUACUAUCUCAUAUUCAUCAAUAUAAACUUAAUUUAUCAAAAGAAAUUGAUAAUUUACUGUCAAAAUAUGAUUCAACAACCAACCUAGAUCAAGAUAUAAAUCAAUUAAUUAAUAAUAUUAAAGAUGUGAAACAAAGUUCACAAUUAACUAAAAAUUCAAUAUCAUCAAUGACUUCAUCUAUACAAAAAUUAGAUUCAACAAAACGAAAUUUAAUAUUAUCAAUGAAUAUUUUUAAAAAAUUACAAAUUUUAAUAAAAUUAAAUAAUGAAUUAAAAGAUAUUAUUCAAACUAAGAAUUAUCAAGAAAUAUAUAAAAGAUUAACUGCUAUUAAGGAGCUAUUAAAUUUUUUUCAACCUUAUAAAUCAAUUGAUUUAAUAAAUCAAAUUAAUUUAAUGAUUAUAUAUACUCAAAAUAAAUUAAUUGAUGAUAUUUUUCUAGAUUUUGAAGAAUUUUUUAAAAUUAAUAAUAAUUAUGAAAAUUUACAAAAAAAUGAAAAUUUAUUAUAUGGUGCAAAGAUUUUGGAAAUUAUAGAUAAUAAAAAUAAAAUAAAAUUAAUAAAUUGGUUUAAUAAUCAAAUUUUAAAAGAUUUAAAAAAUAUUUUUAGUCAAUCUGAUGAAGCAGGAUCAAUUGAAAAUUUAGGUAGAAGAUUUAUUUAUUUUAAUAAAAUUUUAAAUCAAAUUAAGACAUUGGUUAUUUUUCCUGAAAAUUGGAAUAUAUUGGAUCAAAUAAUUAAAGAAUUCAUAAAAUUAACUAAAAAUGAUUUAUCUAUAACUUUAAAGAGUAGAAAAAUUGAUUCAAAUAUUUUAUUAGAUAAUUUAACAAAGACUAUUGAAUUUGAAAAAUCGCUUAACUCAAAUUAUUCAAAUGACAAUAAUUAUAAUAUUUCAUCAGUUUUUGAACCAUACUUACUAAUAUGGGUACAAGAACAAGAUAAAUAUUUAAAUUCUAAAAUUUUAGAUUUUUCAUCAGUAUCACAAUUACCAAUUGAAUUAAUAAAAGAUAUAAAUUCAAAUAUCCCCAAUAUUUCAAUAACAUCAAUAGAAUUAUUUAAAAUUUUUCAUAAAAUUUUAUCACAAAUUUUAAAAUUAUCAAAUGGUGAAAUAUUAAUAAAUUUAGCAAAAUCAUUUAAUAAAUAUUUAUUUGAAUAUAUAAAUAAAAUUUUAUUACCUAUAUUACCAAGAAAUGAUGAUGAUAUAAAUGGUAUUGAUUCAAUAAAAUAUUUAACAAUGUUAUUAAAUACAAGUGAUUAUAUGGUUAGCAACAUAGAAGAAUUAAAUGAAAAAUUUCAAAUUAUAAUAACUUCAAAUUAUAAAGAAUUUUUACCACAAUUAAAUUCAGAAAUUUUUCAACAAUUAAUUCAAAAAUCUAUAAGUGGGUUGCUAAUUAAAUUAACAAAUGAUUAUAAAUCAUGUUGGAGAGAAUUUUUUAAUAUUGAUUGGGAAAAUUUAGAUAAUGUAUCCGAUGUUAGUUCAUAUAUGAUUGAUUUAAAAAAAAUUACAUCAGAUAAUUGUAAAAUAAUAUUAUCAUUAAUUAUAAGAGAUAGUUAUAUAAGAAAUUUUAAUGAUAAAUUAAUUGAAUUAUUAACAACAACAUUAUUAAAUAAUUUAAAAUUUAAUAAAAUUUCAAAUAAUAUUAUAAAUUUAGAACAAAUUUUAUUAGAUAUUAUAUCAUUAAAAGAUUUAUGUUUAAAUUUACCAAAAUUGGGUCAAAAAGAAAUUUCAAAAUCUUAUAUAAAAUACGUAAAUAAUCAUUUUAAUGAAUUAGAAUCAAUUAUAAAGAUUCUUAUGAUUCCACCAACAACUUCCAUAGAAAAUUAUAUUGAAACUUAUUUUGAAAUUAUUGGAGAUAAAUCAAUAAAUAAUUUUAUAAAAUUAUUAAAUUUAAAAAAUAUUAAAAAAUUAAAUCAAAAAAAUUAUAUUGAAAAUUUUAAACUACAAUUAUCUAUUGAAAAUAAUGAAGACACCUCAUCAUUACCAACUCAACAAAAUCAUAAAAUAAAUCAUCUAUUAACAAAUUUACAAGAUGAUGAAAUGUUGGAUCCUUCACUAAGUUCUUCUCAAUUUUCAUCAAGUCCUACUCCAAUUCAAAUUCCAACUUCAUUACCAAUAAAACAACAACAGAUUGCAUCACCAGGUUCAAAAUCACCACAACAACAACAACAACAAAAUUUAAUUCCAAAAAUUAAUCAAUUUGAAAAAAAUAUAAGAGAAUUUGCAUUAAAUGGUGAAAAUCAUGUUAAUAAAAUUAAUUAA